Molecule: messenger RNA, 783 nt
Organism: Bombina bombina (fire-bellied toad)
Lineage: Eukaryota; Metazoa; Chordata; Amphibia; Anura; Bombinatoridae
Gene: GET1
Product: guided entry of tail-anchored proteins factor 1
Exons: 5
Coding region: 20-532 (170 amino acids)
Biological process (GO): tail-anchored membrane protein insertion into ER membrane
Source: RefSeq, a predicted model, not a curated record
AUGUGAUGUGAUCGGGAACAUGGCGGAGGGCUGUGCAUGGUUGUUGGUGCUAAGCACUGUAUUUAUUUGCAAUCUCUUUAAAAUCCUGCUUCCUUCUUUUUCUUCAAUUAUAUCCAGGCUGCUACAGAAGGAUGCUGAACACGAGCAUCAGAUGAGAUCUGAAAUUCAAAGCAUGAGACAAGAGCUAUCUAGUUUUAGUAUGAUGGAUGAAUUUGCCAGAUAUGCAAGGUUGGAAAGAAAAAUUAACAAGAUGACUGACAAACUUAAAACACAUGUAAAAGCUCGGACAGCUCAGCUAUCAAAAAUCAAGUGGGUUAUCAGCAUUGUAUUCUAUGUCUUACAGGCAGCCUUGAUGAUUUCUCUUAUAUGGAAAUAUUAUUCUGAGCCAGUGACCGUGUUACCUAGUAAAUGGAUUGCACCGUUGGAGCGUCUAGUGGCUUUUCCCACAGGAAUUGCAGGUGGAGUUGGAAUUACAUGCUGGCUUGUGGUCUGCAACAAAGUUGUGGCAAUAAUGCUUUACCCCAUCAGCUAAGAACGAAGGACAUGCUCAAUUGCAGUAUUCAAAUAGCUAAAUAUAAACAUGAGCAUGCAAACUUAACAUUCCAUGUGUAAAAGACACAGGACGAAAAUACUUCAGAUAUCUUUUUUUUGUUUAUAGUGUGAUUAAACUAUUUAUUCUAUUGUACAAAAAACAUGUACAUUUAUUCUUUUUUGAAAUCAGUGGCAUUUAGAAAUGUUCAAUUCAAUGUGAAAUAAAAGUGCAUGGCUAUUCUGAAAUUAUAA